GGGCAACAAUUCCUUUCUGCAGCAACUGUUUUAUUCAAAAAUUCUGAAACCUUUGGAACAUUUUCACCAAAGGGAGCUGUGCCUGGAUGUCUGUUACCAGCUUGUAAGCUAAGCACCUGGGAUGGGAGAGACCCAGGUUCCAGUCCCUCCUCCGGCCUUAGCCAGGGUGAUGUGGUAUGAAGACUCUGCUCUGCAUCAAGCAGAGCAGGGACUUGAGCCAUCCGAGGCUAGAGCCCCGAUCCUAAAGCUACAGAAGGUGGAAAUCCUCGAUUGGAAGACAAAGCAACAGCUGUGCUUUCUGGAUAAGGUGGAACCACAUGCCACGAUUAGUGACAUCAGAUUGAUGUUCCAUAAAUCAUAUCCCCAGUGGUAUCCAGCAAGGCAGUCAAUAAGACUUGACCCCAAAGGAAAAUCCUUGAGAGAUGAGGAAAUCCUGCAGCAUCUCCCAGUUGGCACAACCGCUACACUAUAUUUUAAAGAUUUAGGGCCACAAAUAGGAUGGACUAUGGUAUUUUUGACAGAAUAUGCAGGUCCAUUGUUCAUCUAUUUUCUGUUUUAUUUUCGCAUGCCUUUUGUCUAUGGCCUGGAUGACAAGCUUACAUCAAGCCCACAUCCAGUGGUUAACUUGGCAUGUAUCUGCCAUUCUUUCCACUACAUCAAAAGGUUGAUUGAAACAAUAUUUGUUCAUCGGUUCUCCCAUGGGACUAUGCCACUGAGGAGUAUUAUUAAGAACUGCUUCUAUUACUGGGGAUUUGCAGCUUGGCUUGCUUAUUACAUCAAUCAUCCUCUUUAUACACCUCCUUCCUAUGGACAAAAACAGAUAAAUUUUGCUGUUAUCAUGUUUCUGAUAUGUGAAGCUGGAAAUUUUUCUAUCCACGUUGCACUCAGUGACCUAAGAAGAGAUGGAUCCAAGAUCCGUAAGAUCCCUUAUCCAACAAAGAAUCCUUUCACGUGGCUGUUUUUCUUUGUAACCUGUCCUAACUAUACAUAUGAGGUGGGGGCAUGGAUCAGCUUCACCAUCAUGACUCAGUGCGUCCCGGUGGGAUUGUUCACAUUUCUUUGCUUCAUUCAGAUGACAGUUUGGGCAAAGGAUAAACACUACACCUACGUACGAGAAUUCAAGGAUUAUCCAAGUCUUAGGAUGCCAAUUAUUCCUUUCUUACUGUAAGAAAAAAGAACUGCUUGAAUACCUGAGUGGAACUACAGGAGGAUAAAGCUGAUGGGCUCUUUUUAUUGAGAAACCUGCUGGCAAAUGAGAGAAUUCAUUUAGAUAACUAAACCAGGGUGGAAGCUACAUCUCCCUAAUAUUUCUAAAUUUUCAGAAAGUCAUAUUGGUUGCCAUGACUUUAUUGCUUCAUUGGCAGCCAAGGGCCUUUAAGGCUCACUAUUGGCUUAGAUCCUUUCAAAUAGUGACAGUUGUAGCUUCCUGUACUGGCCUGGUUGGUUUUGUGGAUCACAAUGAAGCCUUGCCACCGGGAAGCUCCAACUUGUGGAACAGAAUUCCACAGAAGUGCUGAUUGACCACAUUGAUUUUUGGAGUCAUCAUCAGGUCAGCUGAUUCAAAGGUAGAUGUGUGUGCUGCCUUCCCUUGCUGGAGAGAAAGUGCAAUGGGGAAAUGAAGAAGUUACAAAGGAGGGAAAUAGGAGUACUCAGAAUAAAGAGGUGAGCAAUAGCUCAGAUGCCUGAGUUGGCCCGAACACACACUUUGACAAGUCAACCUUAAAUCACAAGUCAUAGAAUAGAACAUCCCCUGUUAGGAAAACUCCUUUGUCAAUGAAUUGCUCACCAGCUAGCUGACUGGAUUUUGAAGAUGUAGUAUCUUCUGUAGCUGUGAUGUUUGGCCUGUUUUCAUAAAACAAGUCAUUACGAUACCAAAAAGAACUUUUACUUAGAGGUUUUAUGUUAGUGUUUUCUGAAGAGUUUUUAAUGUAUUUUGUAAACAAAUGCACUAUCCUACAGUCCUCAAAAUGAUACUUCUGUCCCUGUUUGCAAAGCAGGGAGAAAGAAUCAGUUACAUAGUGAACUUUCUAUGUUUUGUUUUCCACAAGGUGUUCAGUUUAACUUGGAAGUUUUUCUAUAAAUCUAUUCAAGAAACUACUGCAAAACCUGUCUUAAUGACUUUUUUUAAGAACCUAUUUUAGAAUGUAUCUACAAAGAGAAAACAUACAUAAUGUUUUUUCAUGAUGAUUUAUUUACCUAGAAAUGACUUAUAGAAAGAUUUUUGCAACUAUUUGUAAAGAUAAAAUAUGCAAUAAAUUCAAGCCUACAUUUUGAACUCUGUCAAAAUAAUUAUGGCAACAAAAGAUGAUGCAUUAUAGCUGGUUGCAGAAGUUUCAUAGUUUAUAUAUAAAUAUAAAGCAAAAUGGUCUUGUGUCAAAUAAAAAGUUACAUCCACACUGGAUAAAAAACAAAAACAAAAUCCAAGUUCACUAUUACAUAGCAAAUUCUACCACUGGAUGAAUGGCUUAGAAGCAUGUAAUGAUUAGUGCUAUGAGUAAUCAAAGCAAUAAAUCAUUAUGAAUGA
This is a messenger RNA of Malaclemys terrapin pileata, 2524 nucleotides long. Its product is annotated as very-long-chain enoyl-CoA reductase-like. The transcript is spliced from 13 exons. Lineage: Eukaryota; Metazoa; Chordata; Testudines; Emydidae. Gene Ontology annotation, biological process: very long-chain fatty acid biosynthetic process. Gene Ontology annotation, molecular function: oxidoreductase activity, acting on the CH-CH group of donors. The coding region runs from base 122 to 1168 and encodes 348 amino acids. The record is from RefSeq and is a predicted model, not a curated record.